Messenger RNA from Leguminivora glycinivorella, 904 nucleotides. RefSeq names its product signal recognition particle receptor subunit beta (gene SrpRbeta). The record is from RefSeq and is a predicted model, not a curated record. NCBI's taxonomy places the organism in Eukaryota, Metazoa, Arthropoda, Insecta, Lepidoptera, Tortricidae. Gene Ontology annotation, cellular component: Golgi apparatus. Gene Ontology annotation, molecular function: GTPase activity; GTP binding. The transcript is spliced from 6 exons. Gene Ontology annotation, biological process: intracellular protein transport; protein localization to organelle; Golgi to plasma membrane protein transport. Bases 33 to 782 code for a protein of 249 amino acids.
UUCAAAAGCAAACUAUUUUAAUCGAAUCAACAAUGGAAUCAGAAGUAGUAAAGGAGAAAAUUCACACCGAACCCAUGCUGAACGACCCUAAAUACAUAACCUUACUUAGUUUGAUUGUGCUUAUUUUUACACUUGUAUUCUGGUGGGUAUUCUCGCGCCGGCGCCAACAGCGGCGCUCGGUGCUGCUCACGGGGCUCUCGGACUCCGGCAAGACUCUGCUGUUUGUCCGGCUGGCCUACUCGCAGUACCGGCAGACCUUUACGUCUAUGAAGGAGAAUGUGGAGGACUAUGCAGUUGGUAGUAAAACCCUUAAGCUAGUCGACUUGCCCGGCCAAGAGCGGCUCCGGAACAAGUUCUUCGACCAGUACAAGAGCAGUGCCAAAGGCAUCGUCUACGUGGUCGACUCGGAGACAGUGCAGAAGGAGAUCAGAGAUGUUGCUGAGUACUUGUACACGAUCCUCUCGGACCCCGCAGUGCAGAGCAAUUCCUCCCCCGUGCUCAUUCUGUGCAACAAGCAAGAUCUACCUCUGGCCAAGGGCAGCCAGGUCAUCAAGGGCUUGUUGGAGAAGGAACUCAACUUGGUCCGUGUGACGAAGUCCAACCAGCUGCAGUCUGUGGAUCCGUCCGCACCGAACAGCGCUUACCUCGGCAAGGCGGGGAAACCCUUCGAGUUCUCACAGCUCAGCAGCAAGAUCGAGGUGGUGGAGGGCUCCGCCAAUGCAGACGACGACGAUGCGCCGGCGCAGCUUAGCGCGCUGCAGGAGUGGAUCUCCAAGCUGUAGGCCGCACGAGUAUACGGACUAUGUGAUGAAUUGAUCAGUACCGACGACACCUUCUAAUGUAAUUACUAAAUGUAGACAGUCGAGCAAAUCUUGUCAGUAAAAAGGCGCGAAAUUCAUAUUUU